UAACACUAAUGUAAAUUAAAAAUGGCGUUUGUGUUGUGUUGAAGAGUUUACGAUAAACAACGUACGUCUUGUCUUUUGUGUAACGUUAUAAUUCUUGGUGUACAAAUCAAAUUUAUCAUAUAUCAUUAGCUAGUGAUAAUAUAAAGUGAACUAAUGAGUUUAUUGACCGAUGUCUGCCGUGGCUCCCACUAUCCCCGGGGCUGACCCAGCAAAGGAUAUACAAAAGCGCCGUGCUGGCAGUAUUGGAUCCGAUGAAGACGACGCAAGUGGCGGGAAAUAUACAAGGAUGGAGGAGGACAAUAUUCAAGACAAAGAGAGGUUUGCGAGUCGCGAGAAUCACUGCGAGAUCGAACGCCGCCGGCGGAACAAGAUGACAGCGUAUAUCACGGAACUAUCUGACAUGGUUCCAACAUGCUCCGCCCUCGCACGCAAGCCCGACAAGCUCACCAUACUGCGGAUGGCUGUGGCACACAUGAAAGCUUUGAGAGGCACCGGCAAUACUUCCACUGAUGGUACCUACAAACCGUCUUUCUUAACUGACCAGGAACUAAAGCACUUGAUUCUUGAAGCAGCCGACGGAUUCCUGUUCGUUGUGAGCUGCGACACCGGCCGCAUUAUUUAUGUUAGUGACAGCAUAGCUCCAGUACUGAACUACUCUCAGGGAGAAUGGUACUCGUCGUGCUUAUAUGAUCAGGUACAUCCUGAUGACGUCGAAAAGGUGCGAGAACAAUUGAGCACCCAGGAGCCCCAGAACACGGGGCGUAUUUUAGAUCUGAAGACUGGAACUGUUAAAAAAGAGGGACAUCAAUCAUCCAUGCGUCAAGUGAUGGGUUCGCGGCGCGGGUUCAUCUGUCGCAUGCGUGUCGGAGGGUCGGCCGAGGGCGCCCAUCUCGGCCGCCUGCGCGCGCGCAACUCGCUGGGUCCGUCGCACGACGGCCACAACUAUGCCGUCGUCCAUUGUACUGGAUAUAUUAAAAACUGGCCUCCUACAGAUCUGUUUCCAGGCAUGCAGAUGGACCGCCCGGUGGAAGACGAGCUCCAUGCUUCACAUUGCUGUCUCGUCGCCAUCGGAAGAUUACAGGUGACAUCAACACCAAACGCGUCGGAGAGCAGCGUGUGCGGCGGCGGCGUGGAGUUCGUGUCGCGGCACUCGGCGGACGGGCGGUUCACGUUCGCGGACCAGCGCGCCACGCAGGUGGUCGGGUACGCGCCCGCCGACCUGCUCGGGAAACUGUGCUACGAGUUCUACCACCCCGAGGACCAACAGCAUAUGAGGGACAACUUUGACCAAGUGCUGAAAUUAAAGGGCCAAAUAAUCUCUUUGAUGUACCGGUUUCGCACCAAAAGCAGAGAGUGGGUUUGGCUGAGAACUUCCGCCUUCGCCUUCUUAAAUCCAUACAACGACGACGUAGAAUAUAUCGUUUGCACAAAUACCUUGGCUAAUCGUUCGUUGGGCAGUACAGCGGGCGAGGCGGCGCCCGAGGAGAACUACGACUACCACCUGCGGCACCGGGACGUGUACCAGGCGCAGGCGCAGGCGCAGCCUCCCGCCAUACACCAGCAGCAUCACGCGCCGCCAGUAGGCGCGGCGGCGCACGCGCGCUCCCCGGGCGAGGCGGGCGCGCCGGCCGCGGGCUACGCGCCGCACUACGCGCCCGAGUACUCGCCGCACAGGCCCGCCAACACGCCGCCGCACACCACCUGGACCACCCUGCGCCCGGGCGGCGCCGGCAACGAGACGUACGCGUACAGCGGCGAGGCGGGCGGCGCGGCGGGCGCGGCCGCGUCCCCCGCGCGCUCGCCGCCCGCGCCCGCCUACCUGCCGCCCGCCGCGCACUACCACCACCCGCACCCCACGCACGGUAUGUGGUCGUGGCAGGGCGGCGGCGCAGGCGGCGUGGCGCCGGCGCCGGGCGCUGAGGCGGGCCACGCGCCGCACGAGCUGUCCGACAUGCUGCAGAUACUGGACCAGAGCGGCGGCGCCACCUUCGAAGACCUCAAUAUCAACAUGUUCAACUCCAACUUCGAAUAGACUCAGUGAACCGCGUACCUAGCCUUGUAUAAUAUACCACUACGUGCUCUGCCUCCGACGGUCCGUGCCGCGACUGCGCUUCGGAUGAUUUACUAUAAUUAAUAUUAUUUUUAUGAAAUUGGGUGCCGCGUCGUUUGGACUGCGGAUGAACGUCGUCGGCCGGUCGUGGCGGGUACCGGCAUAAUGAGCGUAGUAAUAUAAAUAAAAAUAGUGGUACUUUUAAUGUGAAUAACGUUGUUCACUGACGCGCUCAUUUUAAAAGUACUUCGUACCACACGUAUUUUUAAAACUUAGUUAUUACGAGUGAAACGGCGAAUGAGUAAACACUGUACAGUUAGUUUAAAAUACGAGUGCGGAAAUACCAUUUAUUUAAGAAUUGCGAAAUACCCGUUAUUUCGUGAAAUAGCGGCAGCUGAAUUAUACCCGGUCGUUCAGUCCGUGCUCAGUAUGUCGACUGUAUUAAAUCACUAUUUACCAUAUCUGAAGUAAUAUUUAUCCGAACAAAAAUUUCGUAACGCUACACUAACUGCGAGUCUUAUGAUGACAACUAAUUUUAUCAAAAUAAAUAUUAAGUUAUAAUUUGCACAAACGGUUAAUUUUGAUACAUUUUUAAAAUUGGUAAAGUGGUAAUUUUUGUUUAGAUAAAUAUUUGAUUUUAUUAUUUGUAAAUACAUAGUGAUAAAGCGGUUUUGUGCUGGAGUACACUUGUAAUUUGCAGGAACGUACAAUGCUUUCCCAAUAUUUAUCUGAAAAUACAUGAGACAUAAUUUAGCAUCAUUGUAUUUCAUAAUAUCACCUUUUAUAAAUAUUCCUGCCCAUUACCGAGGCACUCCAGCGUGCAGAGCUUGUAUAAAACACUUUCUAAGUAUUAGUGAAACAAACGGAACAAUGAAAAUAAGUAUAGUAGUUUACUAGCUAUUUCAAUUGAAAAAUUAAACACUUAAUCAUGCAUCAGUAUUGAAAGCCACAUUGUAAUAGCUGGUAAAAUACAAUACUAAUUGAAAUAUUUGAAAGUUUUGGAAAGUGUUAUAGGCAUUAAUUUUAUAAGAAAAUUCAUAAAUCAAGAUUAUUUUAAAUUUAUUUUAUUUUUAUAAUUUAGCAAGGUAAAGAUAGAUACCUAUUUUACGUAAGUAAUGCAUUUACGAUUUUUCAUAAUUAAAAUUUUAAUUUUAAUUGGUUCUUUCAUUAGAUAUACCAGAAUUUUUGUAAAAUGAAUUUUUCAUUAUAUUAAACGAUAUACACUGUA
Messenger RNA from Pectinophora gossypiella (pink bollworm), 3278 nucleotides. It is a transcript of the gene tgo, whose product is annotated as aryl hydrocarbon receptor nuclear translocator homolog. Bases 170 to 2032 code for a protein of 620 amino acids. Gene Ontology annotation, biological process: regulation of transcription by RNA polymerase II. Gene Ontology annotation, cellular component: transcription regulator complex; cytoplasm; nucleus. Gene Ontology annotation, molecular function: protein dimerization activity; RNA polymerase II cis-regulatory region sequence-specific DNA binding; DNA-binding transcription factor activity, RNA polymerase II-specific. The transcript has 14 exons. The record is from RefSeq and is a predicted model, not a curated record. NCBI's taxonomy places the organism in Eukaryota, Metazoa, Arthropoda, Insecta, Lepidoptera, Gelechiidae.